AGGUGAUACGACACCGGCUCGAACAGCGUACCGAUCCUCUUCUUUUGGUUUAAGGCCUUGUUCUCGCAGCGGAACGCCGAGGGAGGCGACGGCGAUGGCCGCCCGUUUCUUGAAUCGAUCCAAAACCCUAACCCUAGAUCGUCUCCUCCAUCCCUCCUCUCCGGUCUAUCCCUUCCCCUCCUCCCAAUGCCUGCGAGCUUUUCUCCACUCCAUCGUUUCCCUGCCGCCCUUCCGCCCUCCCGGACGCGGCCGCGUCCCUCUCCCGGAUCCCAGGUCUGCCGCCUCGGGAACGGCCCCCAGUUCCCCUCUUCUUCCCUCCGCCUCCCCUGUGCUCGAUUCGGCUUCCAGUCUCCCCAACGACGCGCUUGCCCGCACCCUUGGCUCCCGAAAGAUCGUCGAAGGGUCAGGCCAUGCUAGCUGUUCCAGUUCUGACAUCAGUAGGAUGAUCAAGGGAGUAACAAAGCCUGAAGGCAACUCAGUUUUGUUUGGGGAACACUUCAGAUGGCAUACGAUCAACAGAAAUCCUACAAAUCUUCUCAGUAAACAUUUUGGAAAGCACUCAGUGAUUCCUUGUUUAGGUAGAAGUUCUGCAGUCAGUUAUUCUACACAAGCAUCAGAACAAAAAACAAAAGAGGAAAUGAGAAAAGACAUAUCUACAGUUGAAGAUCCCUUUGAUGCUCCCACAUAUAAUAUUCCGGAAAAGCCAGUGACAUUUGCAGAGGGAGCUUCGUACAGUGUUAUAAUACUUGCGGGGCUGGGCGUUGCAGCCUUGGCUGCAUAUGGUGUUUUUAAAGAGCUAAUCUUUGAGCCAAAAGAGUACAAGAUUUUCGGAAAGGCUCUUGAACGGGUUCAGAAAGAUAGUCAGGUUACAGUAAGAAUUGGCUCCCCUGUUAGUGGCUAUGGCCAGGAAAGCAGAAACCGUGCUGCUCGCCAACGUAUUCCCAAUAGGGUUUGGACUGACGAAGAUGGAAUCGAACAUGUCGAGGUAAACUUCUAUAUUCGUGGACCACAUGGAUCUGGAAAGGUGUAUGCUGAAAUGUUCAGAGAUCAUGCUGACAGGAAGUGGAAGUUCACAUACCUGAUUGUUGAGAUUAAGUCGCCAUCUCAUGCACAAUUGUUGCUGGAAUCUUACGUUCCGGCUUAAGAUACGGGCAGGCAGGCAAUUGUAACUGCUUUCUUCCCCUUCAAUCUUCGCCUCCCCCACCCUCCCAAGGGAAACAUGAUGUGGAAUGUAGCUGAAUGUUCCCUACGUUUGGUCCAUGCUUAUCUUGGCUACUUCCUGAAGUAGCUGUUCCUCGUGUUAUAGGCAUGAAUUAGCCAAAUCCCAUGGGAAACAUGAAGGAGAAGAUGACUGCCCCUAAGGCUUUGGUUCGGAUUUAAUCAAGAUGUUGCCAAAUUCCCAGGGAAACAUGAAGUAGAAUGCAGCCAGACCCUAGGGAAUGAAGAGAUGGAAUCCUAAUGAAGAUUUUAAGUCAAGUUUACUAGUGCUUGCAUAAAAUUUUACGAGGGAGGAAAUCCUUGUGUUGGAUGACUUGUUAUCCAAACAAGCUAAAAUCGACCUGGAUGACUUUUGGUUGUAUGCAUGUUUGCAGCCGGCCAUUAUAAUGUGCGGACAAUGGUAAUUAUCCCAAUGUGCAUGAAUAAUGAGGCAGAAAAUCUUUUGUUUGGAUUAAUUUACCAAUAUUUUCUUUCGUA
Phoenix dactylifera (date palm) is the source of this 1695-nucleotide messenger RNA. RefSeq names its product import inner membrane translocase subunit (gene SD3). Gene Ontology annotation, cellular component: TIM23 mitochondrial import inner membrane translocase complex. The record is from RefSeq and is a predicted model, not a curated record. Lineage: Eukaryota; Viridiplantae; Streptophyta; Magnoliopsida; Arecales; Arecaceae. Gene Ontology annotation, biological process: protein import into mitochondrial matrix.